Molecule: messenger RNA, 5711 nt
Organism: Talpa occidentalis (Iberian mole)
Lineage: Eukaryota; Metazoa; Chordata; Mammalia; Eulipotyphla; Talpidae
Gene: SAMD8
Product: sterile alpha motif domain containing 8
Exons: 6
Coding region: 146-1393 (415 amino acids)
Biological process (GO): ceramide biosynthetic process
Cellular component (GO): Golgi membrane; endoplasmic reticulum membrane
Molecular function (GO): ceramide cholinephosphotransferase activity; sphingomyelin synthase activity; protein binding
Source: RefSeq, a predicted model, not a curated record
CUCCCCGCGCCGGGAGCCGCCCCCGCCCCUCGAGGCGCUUCACUCGGGGGAGGCCCGCAGGACCCUCGACUCCGACGGCUCGGACGCCGACUCGGAGGGGGGUCCGGGGAGCCCCACUCGGACCGCGGAGAAAGUAGAAGAGGAAAUGGCUGGUCCUAAUCAACUUUGCAUUCGCCGAUGGACCACCAAGCAUGUAGCUGUUUGGUUAAAGGAUGAAGGCUUUUUUGAAUAUGUGGAUAUUUUAUGCAAUAAGCACCGACUUGAUGGAAUCACAUUGCUAACAUUGACUGAAUAUGAUCUCCGGUCUCCUCCUCUGGAAAUCAAAGUCUUAGGGGAUAUUAAAAGGUUAAUGCUGUCAGUCCGAAAAUUGCAGAAAAUACAUAUUGAUGUUUUAGAAGAGAUGGGAUACAACAGCGACAGCCCCCUGGGUUCCAUGACUCCUUUCAUCAGUGCCCUGCAGAGUGCAGAGUGGCUCUGUAAUGGGGAGCCUUCACAUGACUGUGACGGACCCAUCACUGAUUUGAAUUCUGAUCAGUUCCAGUACAUGAAUGGUAAAAACAAACAUUCUAUUCGAAGAUUGGACCCAGAGUACUGGAAGACCAUAUUGAGUUGUAUAUAUGUUUUUAUAGUAUUCGGGUUUACGUCUUUCAUUAUGGUUAUAGUCCAUGAACGAGUGCCUGACAUGCAGACCUAUCCACCACUCCCAGAUAUAUUCUUAGACAGUGUUCCACGAAUCCCAUGGGCCUUUGCCAUGACAGAAGUAUGUGGUAUGAUUCUGUGCUACAUUUGGCUCCUGGUUCUUCUUCUUCACAAGCACAGGUCAAUCCUUCUGCGAAGGCUCUGUAGUCUGAUGGGCACUGUAUUCUUGCUUCGCUGCUUUACCAUGUUUGUGACUUCCCUCUCCGUACCAGGACAGCAUCUGCAGUGUACUGGAAAGAUAUAUGGCAGUGUAUGGGAGAAACUACACCGGGCCUUUGCCAUUUGGAGUGGCUUUGGUAUGACUCUGACUGGUGUUCACACUUGUGGAGAUUACAUGUUCAGUGGUCACACGGUUGUCCUAACUAUGCUGAAUUUCUUUGUCACUGAAUAUACACCAAGAAGCUGGAAUUUCUUGCACACUUUAUCCUGGGUUCUCAACCUCUUUGGAAUCUUCUUCAUUUUGGCUGCCCAUGAACAUUAUUCCAUUGAUGUGUUUAUUGCCUUUUAUAUCACCACAAGACUCUUUUUGUACUACCAUACUCUGGCCAAUACCAGAGCAUAUCAGCAAAGUAGGAGAGCGAGGAUUUGGUUUCCUAUGUUUUCUUUUUUUGAAUGUAAUGUUAAUGGUACAGUACCUAAUGAAUAUUGUUGGCCAUUUUCAAAACCAGCAAUAAUGAAAAGACUAAUUGGAUGAGAUCAUCUUGGUGUAAUGGAUUCAUGAUUAAAUGUACAGUAACUGUUGAAAAUGAAUAACUUUGCUUUCUCCCUCUAGAUUGUUCCUGGAUGCCUUGCUUUCUGUGUUACAUGUUGACAAAGUAAAGUUCCCUGUUAUGAGCAAGUCUGUGAUUACAGAAAGCCAGGAAGAACAAUCAAGAGUCCUUAUAUAUCUGUUUGAACAGAAAGUUUAAGUAGAUGUUUUCUGCCCCUUAUCUUUAGGCAGACUUAAUGUUGUGAUUGAAGUUGGCCUGUUAUCCUUACGUGUUGAGUAUUUGCUUAUUGAACUUAAGCAAAUUAACUUAAGCAAUUUGCUGGUUAAAGGAUUUUUUUUCUAGUAGGAUUCUGGUCAAGAAAUAAUUUUUGAAACUCUAGUUGUCUUCAAAAGAAAAGCUCCACCAAUUGAGUAGUAUUUGUGCUCAGUUGAACUAAUCUUUGUGUCUUUUUUAAAAGUACAACUCUUAAAAGAGAUCCAUUCUGAACCAUUUUUAAGAAAAGCAUACUGAACAUAUCAGGGUGUCUGGAACAAGAAAAAAAUGCAAGGAACUAUCCUUAAGGUGAUGAAGUACUUGUGAUGAAAACACUGGUGUCCUUAUUAAUACAAAUAGAGAGCUGGCAUUUUUAACCAAAGAUGCAAAAAAAGACUGGAGUUGCUGUUUUGUUCUGAGUGUUCAGUAUGACUAUCAGUAAAUAUUCAUAAGGGAAAAAUGGUUGCAUCCACAAAGUAAAAUUGGCUUAAUGUUAGUUAUAUAGGUACCUGGAAUAAUUUUGUGCUAUAGUUGUUAGACAGAUGACACCCCAGUUUUAUGCUUCUUUAAUGCUGUUAUCUAAUGAGCAAAAUAGUGGAGUGUUUUACUAGAUGUUAAAGUUCUUCUGUCUUUUUAAAUAGGGAGGCCUGCAUGCAAAGAAUGUUUUUUUUUCUCUCUGAAAAGAAAUUUAUAACAGGUUGCAAGCAUAAUAUAAAUUUUGGUUUUUGAAAUUUCUCAUUCUGACCAUUAGAAGUAAGCCAUCUCAGACAUACUUGGAUUAAAAAAAAGUUUCAUUGCUUUUUGUUUUUCAAUACGGUUGUGUACAUACAUUCUUUCUAUUUAGUCUGAAUUUGGCAGUCAGAAGGUGAUAUAACUUAGUUGCUGUUUAUAACACUAACUUUAGUACCUUAAGUAAUUUGACCUCUGUGAUAACAUUAGUCACUUUACUUUUAAUGAUUUUGUAUAGUAGUUAUGACAGUAGAAUGGUUGUGGAAUUGGAAUUAGAACCCCAAAUGAUAACUACUUGGAAUAGUAAUUGUGUAGUUUUUGCAUUCCAUUUUAAAGCAAGGAACCUAGCAGAAGUGCCUGGCAUAUUAAGGUCUAAAAUCAGGCCACUCUGGCAGAAUCUUGCUCUUUAUAUGGGUGAAAUUUUUUAAUUUUGCACUUUGGGUAAUUUUCCCACAUCUAUAUAAACUACAGAGGGAUAAAAGGAUUGUCAUGAAAGGAAUAUUAUACAAACAAGUUUUGACCAGUGCAAAAUGAUCCCAAUUGGGGUUUGCUCUGAACAAUGAUUUUUAUUUCUCAUUUUGAGAAAUGGCACACUAUAAUUUUAACUAUUACAAUUCAAGUUAUGCCUUUAAAUCUUAUACUUCAGAAUUUUACAUCUUAAACUAUUGAUUCUGUGACAUAGGGACAAAAAUGCUAACAUUACAACUGAAGAAACUGCAAAAUAAUGAAGGGUGAAGAAUGUUUUUCUCCUCACUUAGACUGAUUUGACCCUUGUGGUCUAAAGAUGUGUUACUGCCAGUUUUCCUAAAUGACAGUAGAGGAUCUAAUUUACUAGACUGAGACUUUUGGAGGAAGUGUUUGAAAAAAAAUCUGUAGCAACAUUAAUUCAAGAGUGUUAAAUACUAAAUAAUGAUAAGUUUUUGAAUGUCGAUCUUAUUUCCUUCAUGUGGAUUCUAUUCUAGAAUAAAAUAGAAAAAAAAAUAGCUUUGCAGAGCUAUUGAGAUUGCCUAACAGCAGACUGCAAUAAGGAUUAUAAAAAAAAACAUUGCUUUAUCUUUGGAGAAAAAGGUAAGCUAGAUUUAUAAUUUAUUAUUUUAACUAUUACAAGGCCGUGUUUACAUCAAUUAAUCAUCUUCAAGUCUCGCUUUGAAAAGUUUGAGACUUUUAAAUAUGAAACCUAUAUUUUAGUUGUAUUGUAUUGUCCAGAAAUUUUUUUUGUAUUGUCCAGAAAUUUCCAGAUUUUGUCUUUGUGGUUUUUUGUUGUUGUUGUUUUAAAAUCUAAACCACAGUCAAGGUAGCAAUUAAAAUUUACAUUUGGGGUGUGAAUGUGGCUAGGUAAAGAAGCUACAUGCCUUAGAUCUACAUAUUUUUUACCUUGUAUUAGGUUCUACAGUUCCAAACUUUAGCAACUUGCAUCAUUGAAUCCUUAAUAUAGAAAUAACCAAGAAAGUUUAGUUUGGAAUGCAAACUUCUGGUUUUAUUGAAAGCCUUUGAUUCAAGGCCAUAGAAAAUAAACCUUUUCUAUGUUUCUGGGGGCAGUGUUGCUUUUUUGUUAUGUUUCUUUUUAAAGUUCAUGCAAGGCAAUGUUACUCAAGGGUAAUUGAAGUUUGUAAGGGUUAAGAGAUUUUGAAGAAGGUAAGAUUUCUGUUAACACCAAAAUUUGGGGGAGAAAGGUUUUUGGCUUUGUUACAGAAUUCUCUAUGUAGGUAUCAUCUCCAUAGUUCUCUGUGGCCAGAAUUGCUGGGAUAAAAGUACAGUUUCCAUAUGUUGGGUCUGUUUAUUAGUUGUUUUUUUUUUUAAGUCAGAAAACAAUGAGUUUAGUCUUAGAAAUAGUCAUUUAGGUAAGUGUGGACUGUUGACAAGCGAAAAGACCCACUGAGCAAGAGACCUGCUGAUUAAUAUAACUCUGACACUGCAUGUAGCAUUCUUUUGUGUCCUGUACAUGCCUGAGUAUUGUUCCUUAGAAUUCUAAAAAUGUUAUAAUUUGUAAAUUGAGAACAGAAUUUCCAAAUCCUUUUGUUCCUGAUAUGAAACAAUCUGUUUUAGAGACAUUUGUUUGGAAAGUGUUGUUCAUAUAUUUGAAAUCAUUCAUAAACCUAAUCUGCUUUGACUGUAGUCAGCAAAAGGCAAUUUCAUAUGAACUUUUUUCAGGAUUUUAUUGCCAAAAUACUUAAGAAUAACCAUAUUUUUUUUAAACUCUGUACUAAUAAAUUUAUAGUCUCUUUAUAUUUAAGUUAUCCCUUUUUAAAAGUAAUUAUAAUAUUCAUUUGUCAGUUCUUUAAGGUGCUCAGGCAUUUGAGAUACUUUUAGAAUAGUCCAUUUACUUUCUUAAACAGUAUUGGUUUCAUUUGUAUAGUUUCAAAGCCAAGAAAGCAUGUCACUUUGCCAAUUUUACUUGACAAUUAAGACAGUUUUUGCAUUUGUAAAACUGUAAAAUUUAGCCCAAAUUGCCCCUUAAACCUCUGUAGAGGAGAAUUGUUAGUAAAAUCAAAAGUCAAAAACUUUGGGUGACCAAUGAGAAAGGAAAGAGGUUGAGUUUUUUGGUUUUUUUAUUUUUCUAUCUUUAAGUGGCUUUGAAUGAUUGAAAUUACUAUGGAAUUAGACUUUCGUUCCCCUCUGACCUAUCCCUUGCCCCAGUGAUUGGCACCUAUCUCAAAUAACUAAAAUGUGAUAUAUUACUUUGCAUCAAGAUUAGUAAAAAUAUCUGUGAAAUCUUUAAUCCAUAUUUCAGCUACUAAAAAAAUUGGUUUUUAGAAUAUGUUCUACCCUAAAUUAACCAAAGGUUUUUUUCUGUUCAGUCUAUAGCCUAUGUUUAAACAUAAGGGAGCUUUGUGCCUCAUAGGGAGGGAGAAGGAAUACUGUUUUUAUUUCAUUGUUCUUUCAGGCCUGUUCCAAUCUGAACUACUGGUUGUCUGAACAUAGCCAAAUGAUAUUAUCAGUCAGUAAUGUCAUCUUAAAAAUGCCUAAUUUUAAGUUAUUUUAUCAAAGAAUCUAUAGAUUGUUAGGACAUUUAUGUGUUUAUGACAUGAAAUAAAGGAAGUAAGAACUGGUACUUUACUGGGGGAAGCAAAAUUACCUUGGAUUAAAGUGGGCAUGUUUUAUUCUAUGAAUUCUACCUAAAGGUCACCCUUGUCCGCAGAGAAAGUAGUAUUACUUGAAGAUGUGAAAGAAAGUUCCUGUGGUAGCCAUACCUUGAAGCACAGUAUUGUACAUAAGUAAAUAUCUUAAUUCUAAAUUAAAUCCAGAUUUAACUAAUAUAUAUUAUUUUAUAUCUUUGUUGUAUUAAAAUGUUUAAAAACACUAAAAAUAAAACAUUUGAAA